Drosophila elegans is the source of this 105-nucleotide messenger RNA. RefSeq lists its product as uncharacterized. The record is from RefSeq and is a predicted model, not a curated record. The transcript is spliced from 2 exons. Lineage: Eukaryota; Metazoa; Arthropoda; Insecta; Diptera; Drosophilidae. The coding region runs from base 1 to 105 and encodes 34 amino acids.
AUGUCAAAGCUUCGGAUGCGGGCGAGAGUUUGGAUGUCUUCAUCACCACCAGGUCCUAACCGCUUUGAUCUAAGGCCCUCACCAUUCAUUCCGAGCAAAGGUUAA